This is a messenger RNA of Rhopalosiphum maidis (corn leaf aphid), 2556 nucleotides long. Its product is annotated as protein Tob1-like. Gene Ontology annotation, cellular component: cytoplasm; nucleus. The record is from RefSeq and is a predicted model, not a curated record. Gene Ontology annotation, molecular function: transcription corepressor activity. The transcript has 5 exons. Bases 469 to 2022 code for a protein of 517 amino acids. Gene Ontology annotation, biological process: regulation of gene expression. Lineage: Eukaryota; Metazoa; Arthropoda; Insecta; Hemiptera; Aphididae.
CCUUGCAUUCGGUCUGUCACACGCGCUCCGUACGCUCUGCCGUUCUGUUCCUUUAGUUGUUAAUAAAACGUUUGUUUUUUUUUUAUACAGUAUAUAACAUAUUAUUAUAUAUCCCACACAAACUCUAUCGGGCGGUUUUUGAUCGUAGUGUCGUGUUUUUUGCUGUCGGAAACGAUUUCACAAUAUUACUAAAACAAAUUUUUUUAUAUAAUAUUUACAAACAUUAUAUAUUAUAAAAUAUCGUACAUUUAUUCCUACAUAUUUGUAUGUACCGUCAUAGUUUUUGGUCUCUUUUAUUUUGAAAUAAAAUUCAACGCUGGCAGCCCAACAAUUCCAACAGAAUCACUUAAUCACCUUUGGAAACUACUUUUGGGAAUUAAAAACGUUGAGGCCAAUACUCCUGAGGACGAAAGUCAUAAUUAAUAGUUUAACCUAAUUCAACCAGCAUAUACUCGAAAUCGCGUCAAGAUGCAUAUCGAGGUUAGCGUAGCGUUGAACUUUGUGAUCUCGUACCUGUAUAACAAAUUACCUAGACGACGAGUAAACAUAUUUGGCGAAGAGCUGGAAAAGUGCCUGACGGAGAAAUUCGCUGGCCACUGGUACCCGGAGAAACCGUACCGCGGUUCGGCAUACCGGUGCAUCAAAACGGGAUCACCGAUCGACCCGGUGUUCGAGAAGGCGUCCCGUGAGAGUGGUGUAGCCAUACAGGACAUCCUGGAGAAUUUGCCGCAAGAUCUGGCUGUGUGGGUGGACCCCGGCGAAGUCAGUUACCGCAUCGGCGAGAAAGGAGCCGUUAAGAUCUUGUAUAAUGAGAAUAGUGGUGGCCUUCAGUUCGACACCCACGACGACCGGACUGCCGACAGAGAGGUCGUCAAAACAUUCAACCCCGAAGCACAGUGUUUCCGGCCAAUCGACUCGGUAGCGUCCAGCUUAAGUUCUCUGAGUAUUUCGCCACCGGACAAGUGCUCGGUCGGUUCACCGACGCUUGGUAGUGGUUCCAACAACUCGUCACCGACGCAUCAUAACCACCUUCACCACCAACAACAACACCAUCCUCACCACCAGCAACAGCAAACACAGCUACAACAGCCACAGCACAAUCCGCUGUUGUUCGGAAAAUCGUGUGGUGGCGGUGGCGGUAGCAGCAGCAGCAGUAGUAGCAGCAGCAGUAGCAGCAGCAGCAGCAGCAGCACUGCAAGCAAUGGAAAAAGUCAGCAAACGUCGCAGCAACAACAACAGCAGCAGCAGCAGCAGCCACGAAGCCCUAACGGUGGCGGACCGGCGGUUGCGGUCGCAGCUGGCGGUGCUUACGUGCCGUGCCGACAGCCAUCUGUGCCGUUGACGUUCACUACCGCCUCGUUUGCACAGACCAAAUUCGGCAGCACCAAACUCAAAUCCAACAACAAGCGAGCUAACAGGUUUCUGAUGACUGAUUUCAUAGAAAAGAUGUCGCCGACCGAGUUUGCCAACUACAUCAAGCAACGGGCGGCUAUGCAGCAACAACAAAUUGUGGUCGGUGGUGGUGGUCUGCAGCAACAACAGCAACGUCCGGUGUCACCGGUGCAGCAACACCACCGUGGCCAAAACGGCGACGCGGCUUCCAACUACUUUUUCCAGCAACAACAGUACAACAACAACCAUCAAGGCGGCGGUAGUGCCGGUUACCAAAGGCCACGGCAGUCCAACGGUUAUCAUCGGAACAGCGGCAACAUGAUCACUGCGGAUUAUGCACCACCGCAAUUGCAGUUUGCUAACGGCGGCUCAAGUGGUUGGCAGAACUUCGGCGGCGAUUUUGGGCCACAGCACUUUGGUGGUUCACCCAUGGGCCCGUUGUCACCAGCCAAUUAUGGAACGGGACAGCAAAUGCAGUCCGCUGUGACUCCGAUGCAUCAGCAGCAGCAACAACAGCAACAGCAACAGCAGCAAAAGAUGCAGGAUAACUACAACGCCAUGGGAUUGGGAUCGUCGACGUCGUCGUCGUACAGGUCCAGUCCUUUCCAACAUUUGUUGGUGGCUAACUGAUUUCAGUCGGCUUAGCUGACGAGAGACGGUUAAGAGCGCCCCCUUUCACCACCAAACCGCCACUACCCAUGCCACCUAACGUGAUCCAUGCACCCUCUUGACCUAGAUACAUGGUUGAAGCCGACCCGCCCCAUCCCCCUCUAUCCGCCCACCUUGUUAUCAUUAUUAUUAUUAUUUUUUUUUUAUAUAAUACCCUCUUUUAAUACACUAUAUAUUAUAUACAUACAUAAGUAAACCCUCUGGCGCGCCUUCUCUUUCUCCACCAUUAAAGAUAAGUAAUGAAAGUUAUUUAUAUUACAUUUUUAGGUAGGUACAUCCGUUAUUAUAUUAUAUUAUUUCCGUUUUUCCAAAUCCUGUAUUUUAUUCACGUGGCUAUGGCGAGCUGGUCUCAUAUCUAUCUGUCAUCAUCAUUUAAAACAUAAUCUAUUUAUAAUAUAUAUACUGCUAUUACCUGUUGCCUUCUAAAAUUAAAAUUAUCUCUAUUGACAAAAUUUUAAAUAGUAUAUUAAUAUAGGUAAUUAGGCCAAUGCUCGA